UGGACUCUUCUGGUCCACCAUCUAUGAGAGGAACACGUUUACAGUCUGAUGGACAGACCCUCACCGGAUGGGGCAGGCCUUGUUUAGGAGCGGCACCACAAACAAACGCGGAUAUUCAGAACCAAGGUCCGGAAGUUGGUCACUUUAACAGGAAAAAAAGUUUAGCUUCACUGCAAGGGAGAAGAUACCGUUAGACUGAGAAAACCGCAAGCAAGCUUCCUACACAUAACGAAAGAGAAGAGGGGGAGGGAGGUACGGAGGAAGUGAGCAUUGUGCACAUACUGUGAAUAUUUUAUGUCUUAGAACGUAAAAAAAAGAAAACAAAAUGGGUGACUCCGGCAGCAGCAAACCGCUGGUGGUGACUUCCUCCCUCUCCUUCAAGGUUACCACGCCCUCCUUCUACAAUCAGCCGAAAAAGUUUGCUUCGGUCGCGCCGCCUCGGCCCAAAAGCCAGAUCGGCCAGCCGCACGGCCCAGCUGUCGGCACAGCUGUCAUCGGCCGCGUCGGAGAGCUGCCCCCACCGCCUCCCGCCGUCUGUGAGGAUUUCCCACCCCCUCCUCCCCCAUUGGAUGAUGCUGAGCUACCAGCCCCACCCCCAGAAUGCCAGACCACACCCCCUGCUUUCGAGGCUCCCCCGCCUGCCUUCCCCGCCCCUCCCCCCCCGCCAGAGGAGGAUUUGCCUCUCCCGUCACCGCCUGGAGAGGAGCCCCCCCUCCCCUGUUCCCCGCCUGCCCCACCCCCCCCGCCACCGCCACCGCCCCCUCUCCCAGCAGCCAGUAACAGCAAUAACGCACAGAGGUUCCUGGAGAAGCAGACCAGCUUUGACAGACAGCUGGACUCCCUGACCGACAUGCUGUCUGAGAUGGAGACCAGAGGACCCUUUAACCCAAAGAUGCCUAGUCAAGUCCCACUCGUGCCUACGCCCAAGCCCUUCGUCCCACCACCCACCGCCCCAAAACCAGGCCUCUCCUUCCUGCCUCCCCCCGAGCUCCAGGACCGCCCACCUCCCGCCCCCUGGGCAGAGGAGCUCAAGCUGAGGCAGACGAACAGGCACGCCAACCAACCCCCGGGCUCCGCCCCCGCCCCCGCUCAAGCACAGCCGGCCCCCAAGGGCCCCGGUGUGGCUCCUAAGUCUUCCUUCCCCGUGAGCAACGCCGGCGCAAGCUCUGGCCCCAAAGCCGCCGUUUCGGGCCCCCCGGCCAGCCAGAAGCAGCCGAGCGGCGGCGCCCCUGCGUUCGCCCCUAAGCCGGCCCCGUCCGCCUCCUUCCCCCCGCCGCCGCCCCCCGUUAACCAGGCCCCGCCCACCUCGGUCGUUCCAGGCUUCAGCCGCCCCAAGCCCGCCCCCGCCGGCAGCCAGGCGCGCGUGAGCCCUCCCUCCGUCUCCCCGCAGCCCAAGGCCGUGGCCCCGCCCCCCUCGUCUCAGACCAAGCCAAUGGGAGCGCCGGCCUCCAAGCCCUCGGCCCCGGGCCCUGGAGGAGUACCGCUGUCCAUGAAGGAGGUGGAGGAGCUGGAGAGGAUGACGCAAGACUUCAUCAAGGACAUGGACACCCACGCCCCUGUCAUCACGUCUCCUCCUACAGAGCGCUGUGGGAAGUGUGGGGAGGCGCUGUCCCGGGCUCAGCCUGCGGUGAGGGCGAUGGACAAGCUCUUCCACUCAGACUGCUUCUGCUGCAUGGACUGCCAGCGCACUCUGCAGGGCCUGCAGUUCUACGACCGAGACGGCCAGCCUCAGUGCGAGGACUGCUAUGUGAGCUCCCUGGCGGUGUGCGCGCGCUGCAAUGAGCGGGUGACCGACCGCGUGCUGAAGGCCGUCGGCCAGACCUUCCACGCCCACUGCUUCCGCUGCUGCACCUGCAGCUGCAGCCUGGAGGGGGCGCCCUUCAUCACCGACGACAACAACAACCCCUACUGCGUGGCUGACUACCACCGGCGCUUCUCCCCUCUGUGCGUGAGCUGCAAUGAGCCCAUUGUGCCUGACCCGGGCAGCGAAGAGACGGUCAGAGUGGUGGCCCUGGAGAAGAACUUUCACCUUAAGUGCUACCGAUGCGAGGACUGCGCUCGCCCGCUCUCCAUAGAGGCCGACGCAGACGGCUGCUACCCGCUGGACGGCAGGAUCCUCUGCAUGAAGUGCCACACCCAGCGUGCCAAGCAGGCCGCGCAGUGACCGGCGAAACGCCCAACCCAACCAAAACAAAGGCACAUACCGCGUCCAUGUUUGAUUCUCUGUUUCUGCGUCGACGGGCCCUUGCAGGUUCUUCUUUUGAGCAUCUCUCGCUCUCUCUCUCUCUCUCUCUCUCUCUCUCUCUCUCUCUCUCCCCCUCUCUCCUCGCUUGCUGACUUUCUCUGUGCAUCUCUGGCAGUACAGAGGUAAUGUACUGUACUGUUUGAAUCCCUUUGUUCUCUGUUCCCCUUCUCCGUACUGUGAUUAUGUGAUUAUGAUUUCUUAUGUGCAUUAAAGCUUCCAGCAUGACUUGUAGAACUAAAGAAAGGCAUGAAAGUGUCCUUUUUAGGACUGGUGCACCCUGGGAUUCAUGCCUUUUGAUCACAAAGAAACUUACGAGCAAAAGUAUGGCUCAGCAAGUAGCACAGCUGCAUUUCCACAGCACUUUUCAUGGGGUUAGUCUGCUGGGCUUGUUGUAGCGAUGCACUUUAGGAGUUAUUGUUCCUUGUAUGGUCAUGCUGUGUUUGUUACUUCUUCUCUUCUGAUUGGUAAAGGUGCCCCCUGUUUGGCUUAUUUGGGCCAAUCACUGGUGAAUGUGAUGUAUGUGAAGAGCAAAGCAACAUGCCCAAUUGUAACAGUGCUUUCAACGAACUACUUUUCCCAAUAUACGUUGUGACUGUAGAGCAGAGGUUUUGGGACGCUCAUUGCUGCAUGGGAAUUGUAGGUCUUUUAGGGCUAAGUCGUCCAGAAUGCAACAAAGGUUCUGGCGUGUUGUGGGUUUUGAUGAGUUGUGUAACGUGUAUGAAUCACUGCAAAAUGUUAAUUAUGUUAAUUCCAUUUUUUAUUGAACAGCUGUGACAAUGGCUGAUUAAUUGGAUUUCACGUGAGCAAGAAUAAGCACAGCUUAAAAUGCACAUUAACAAGUAUUUAUGAAUAGUAAGCCGCCUUGAAGCUACCAUUAAAACUGCAAUCACUGUAAACCAGUGUUAAGGUCCAUUCCUUUUACUUUGUGGUACUUCAUGAAAGUUAUGAAUAAGUGGAUUAUAAUAGCUUUAUAUAAAGUCAAAAAAAGACGGAAUCAAUGAUCACAAAUACACCUGCAUUUAUACCCGAGUUAUUUGUAGUCUAGUACAUUAAUUACAGAACUUGACAGAUUACACAGCAUGAUGAAUACUUAUUAGGAUUAAAUAGUACACACAUUCCAGGGUUGCAGUUACAUCACAAAAGCAAAUCGGUUAGGCUGCUGUUAUAUGAGUGCAUUUAUUACAACUGCAGGCAUAGAUAAAGUGUUAGGAUAAGGAAUAAUCUUAAAUCAUCACAAAUGCACUCGACUGGCUUUGGGUAACGAUCAUCAGUCAGAAGCCACCUAGUAUUUAACACUCAGUUGUCUACUGUUUAGUGGCUUUCAUUCGUUACUCUGGCUGAAUGAAUUCCUUAAUUUACUGUUCACAGUAUUGGGUUUUCUUGAUAAUGUGUCAGAUCAUUGUAUUAAAUGACACUGUUUCACACCAUUGUAUUUGUUUGUUUUGGGUUGGAUUAUAUUUCCAUUUAAUAUGAUUAUAGCCACAUUUUAUUUUCAAACUAAAGUCACUUUUUUCAUUCUGUAUGCAACCGUUUUAUUUUUUUUAUGGUGUGGAUUUUUUUCCCCCCACUUCAUUCUUUUUUUAAUUUUGUGUUUUCCUAUUAUUCCUUGUUCAUCCCACAUUUUUAUUUCCAUGAAAACACAUUCCUUUAAUUCGUUCCUAAUUAUAUUUUGGGGCACAAAAACGGUGAAAAUUAAAAUGACCACAAUUGUGAAAAUAUUUAACUGUUACGUAUUACAUGGUAUUUAUGUUGCUGUUAUCAAUUUUUAAAGCAUAUUAAAACCACAAAUUAUUCUAAUUAAAUUUAGUGAUAAUACAGUUAUCAUACCAGUGUUAUCAGUUAUGCCAAUAGAUGAUUGUAAAAAGGCUUCACUAUAGUCAUACAAUUAAAUUGCCAUUGCUUUUUUAUUAUUCCCUAUUAUACAUAUACAUUUUUUAUAUAUUUGUGUGAAUGUGUACAUGUUUACUGUUUUCAACAUGCCAAUAUAUUUUUUCAAUUUUAAUUUCUCACUUGUAUUGACUGUACUCAAAAAAAAAUAAAACUGAAAACAGUUCAUUCAAAAGCGAAA
Messenger RNA from Anguilla anguilla (European eel), 4313 nucleotides. RefSeq names its product zyxin (gene zyx). Bases 326 to 2164 code for a protein of 612 amino acids. The record is from RefSeq and is a predicted model, not a curated record. Lineage: Eukaryota; Metazoa; Chordata; Actinopteri; Anguilliformes; Anguillidae. Gene Ontology annotation, biological process: transforming growth factor beta receptor signaling pathway; integrin-mediated signaling pathway. The transcript is spliced from 10 exons.